Auxenochlorella protothecoides is the source of this 942-nucleotide messenger RNA. RefSeq lists its product as hypothetical. NCBI's taxonomy places the organism in Eukaryota, Viridiplantae, Chlorophyta, Trebouxiophyceae, Chlorellales, Chlorellaceae. The transcript is spliced from 3 exons. The coding region runs from base 1 to 942 and encodes 313 amino acids. The record is from RefSeq and is a predicted model, not a curated record.
AUGGCAUCCGGCGGUUCCCAGGCCCAGUCCGCCUGGAUGGCGUCGUACAAGGAUGCCAGGGCCCAUCACGCGCUCGACUCGGCCUUCCACAAGCUGGAGGGUCACAUCCAGUCGCACACGGCCCUGCUCCAGAAGCACGCCCAGAUCCGCGUGGCGAAGUGGCUGGCCAAACUCUCUGAAGAGACGGCCAACGUGGUGUGGAAGCGCAAUAGGAACGCCUGGGCGCGGCUGCUGCUCGCCCAACUCCGCUGCGGGCGGCUUGAGGACCCCUUCCACCUCCUGCCUCCGGAGACGGCCCUCCCCCCCGUGCCCAAGCAUGCUGUGUUCACAGCCCCGGCAUGCAGUGCCUCGACAUCCCUGACUCCAGACCGAGUAUCGCCGAGCCAGCAGCCCGGCAGGCCGGCGUUGCUCGAUACUGCAGAGAGCUCGGUGCCCUCUGCGCCUGGGCCUGCACCGCAAGCUGCUCCGGUCCACACCAUCGUCACGCUCUCCUCCGACGCAACAGCCAGUCCCAGCCAGGAGUUGCAAGCCUACCUGGACACCCAGGGCGUCCAUGUCCCGGAGUCCGACCAUUCACUGCGGAGCACAUGCCCCGGCACACGCAUGGGGACGCAGGAUGCAGCAGCCCCACUAACAAGCCCUCCUGCACAGGGUCCCAGCCCAGAUGCAGGCGGCGAGGAGCACGGGAUGACCCUUGCCCUGGUCCUGGCCCGGGAGGAGGCGCACGUCCUGUCGCCCGCCACGCCGACGGACGGCGGCGUGGCCCGGUCCCCCUCGCCUGCGAGUCGGCAGGAGGUUGAGUGGGACCCGCCCGAGGUCGCGAGCACGGCCAGCCUCCAGCGACGCCUGGCGCGCAGCAUCAGCGACAUGCUGCUGGUCGGGGUGGGGUCGCCGGAGGUCGGCGCCAAGCCCCUCAGACUCGGUCAGAGGCUGUAUGGCUGA